CUUUAAAACCCAUACUAGUAUCGAUCACACGACUAUUCUUGUCAUAAAACAGACAGAAAGUGUGAGUGUUAUAGUGAGAAAGAGAUAGAAAGAGAAUGAGGAUAAGUGAUAUUUUCUGCUCUUCUCCGGCAUCAACAGCCGUACGACGAAGUACACUUCCCCACGACGGAGAAAUCACCGGAGGCCGCAGAUCUGUGGAUAGCCUCCGCCGGAGUCAAAACCCUAAUAACAAUAGGGACAAAACCGCCCCAUGCUUCGCUUCCGAGAUGCCUUUCAUCCCAAUUCCUCGUCCAGUCAUGAGCUGUAGAAACUCUUUUGAGUCUUCAAGAGGUCGGAAGAUCACUACGGCUCACGGUGGAGAGGUUCAGACUCGCCGGAAAAGCUCAGCUGACGUAAGCGAUGUCCUGAGGAGAACGAAGAGUUCUCUACAAGGCUCAUCGUCGUCGAGGUAUCUUCUAAAGGAUUAUAAGUCUUAUAAAGAAGAUGAUAAGGACUUUUGGUUAUCAUCAUCGGAUCGUUCUAAGGAUUUGAUUCCUUUCCGUGCCCGCAACGUCACAAUAUCUUCAUCGUCUACUUCCUCAUCUUCCUCGUCUUCUGUAACCAAUGGUUCAUCGCCUUCUCCAUCCACUGAUGAUGAUCAGGUUGUGGUUUUGAGGGUAUCGAUCCAUUGCAAGGGAUGUGAAGGGAAGGUUAGAAAGCAUAUCUCCAAAAUGGAAGGGGUGACAUCAUACACCAUUGAUAUAGCAACAAAGAAGGUGACGGUGGUCGGAAAGGUAACACCUUCUGGAGUAGUAGAAAGCAUCUCCAAGGUCAAAUUCGCUCAGCUUUGGCCUUCUUCUUCGUCUCCUUCAUUUCCUCACGUUCCUAAUCAUUCCCCCCUCAUCAAAUCUUAGAUUUAUCUUCUUGUAAUCUUAUCGAAAUGAUAUUGUUAUUAGUCAUCGACCAUGUUGUGCUUGGUACCAAUGUAAUAUUAAGGUGAUGUAUUUUAAUAUAACACUAUAUCUCGAUC
Brassica oleracea var. oleracea is the source of this 1009-nucleotide messenger RNA. RefSeq lists its product as uncharacterized. The transcript has 3 exons. Gene Ontology annotation, molecular function: metal ion binding. The record is from RefSeq and is a predicted model, not a curated record. Lineage: Eukaryota; Viridiplantae; Streptophyta; Magnoliopsida; Brassicales; Brassicaceae. Bases 96 to 893 code for a protein of 265 amino acids.